Messenger RNA from Rhodotorula toruloides NP11, 1074 nucleotides. RefSeq lists its product as uncharacterized. The coding region runs from base 1 to 1074 and encodes 357 amino acids. The record is from RefSeq and is a predicted model, not a curated record. Lineage: Eukaryota; Fungi; Basidiomycota; Microbotryomycetes; Sporidiobolales; Sporidiobolaceae. The transcript is spliced from 4 exons.
AUGAGUACGUUUGUUCCGGGGGCACCUUCCUCCCUCUUGCCAAGCGAACUGCUGCGCAACAUCUUCCUACACGAACUCAGCGAGGAGGCAGGGUACGACUGGUGGGCGGAGGCCAACGGCAGGCAUUUCUCGCUCGUCUGCCGGGACUGGGCCGGUCCAGGUCAAGAGCUAGCAUUCUAUCGGCCUACUUUGAGGGGCUACUACCCCAAGGACCCGAUUGCGCUGUUUGCGAAGCACCUUGAGCGCUUUCCGCACAUCGCGAAACUUGUCCGUGACUUGCGCCUGAACUUCAGCACCAACAAGCCCGCCAACGCAGAUGCUGUACGAAGCAUCUUGCAGCGCUGCAAUCGCAUUACGCAAAUCCAAUGGCUGAGCAACCUCGACCUCCUCACGGCGGACCCGCACGUCCUGCCGCUCGCGAAGCUAACGGACGUGCGCCUUGGCGGGUCGAAGCAGCGGUGCGAUAUUUCUGCGCUUCUCGUGAAGCAUGUCUUCUACCAACACGUCCUCCUUCGCGUUUGCCCAGAAGCGCUGACAACCCUGUCACUCACGCUGCACGAGAGCAACUUUGACACCCUCUCACGAUGGGUUGAGCGGUGCACCAACUUGCAUAAUCUUGAGUUCUGCCUUGUUGAGGCCGAUCCCAAGGACUUCGACGUCGAGCUCACAUCCAUGGUCUUGCAGUUACUGCACCUGAGAACCCUCAAACUCAUCCGUGAGGCUGAAAGGUGGGCAACCUGGGAUGAGGAUAACUACAGGCGCAUAUGGGGGCUUGACGAGCUCGCUGCCGAGCUGUCCGACUUCUUCAACACACUGCCUCCGACACUCGUUGAACUGACAGCGGAGGUUUGGGCACCGGCAGGCGAGUGCUACGACCUCGUCAAGACGUUCCUGCGGACGCACUUGCAUGACUCAUUGCUCGAAGCCGUCACCUUCGACGCCGAGGUCAAGAAGUCAUACAAGCAUUGGGAGGGGUGUAGCUGCGGCGACUGGGACUACGGGUCGUGGACGCUCGACGGUCCCGACGCAGCCGAGUAUGAGGUGUCGGAUCCUUCGGUAGAGCUGGAUUGGUGA